Messenger RNA from Guyanagaster necrorhizus, 582 nucleotides. RefSeq lists its product as uncharacterized. NCBI's taxonomy places the organism in Eukaryota, Fungi, Basidiomycota, Agaricomycetes, Agaricales, Physalacriaceae. The record is from RefSeq and is a predicted model, not a curated record. The coding region runs from base 128 to 433 and encodes 101 amino acids. The transcript is spliced from 3 exons.
UCACGGCCUUCCUUGCUCCCGACGUCCAUGAAUAAUCCCAUCCUGCUCAAUACCAAUACGUUUGAGGCCCAAUGUCCCCUCCCUCCUCCUCCUUCCCUCCUGACCACGAUGACAUUGAGGAGCUAACAUGGUUUCCCGCUACGUACUGACUUCGUUGACGAACGAAACCGUUCUGGUUCCCGCACAUCCGUCUCUUUCUCCUGGACCAUUCCAUCUUGGCGUUGGCGAGAAUAUAAAGCGUGAAUUUGUUGGCUGGAGGACGAUAAUGUUACCGUUAAUCUCAAAAAAAAAACGCCGCUUCGAGACAGUACUUUUAGCAGAAUGCUGUAAAGUCCACUGUAUAGGCUUGACGACGACGGCCCAUCGCAAUACGAUCGCCGAAGGUACUUGUAAUACCACCGCAAAGGAACCAAGCUCUGUACAUAUGGAUUAGCCUAAGAUCCAACUCCACCUCUCCCAGGAUUUCAUAUCUCAUCGGUCUCGAUAUCUGCGCUCAUAGCCCCCGUGCGAUGUGCUGGACCCAAAGAGCAAAUGUUGAGAAUCCAUAGUUCGUACGACUCCGAAUAUGCUCUCUCAAGUGCA